AUGCUCCAUGGUGACAUGAACAUCUAUAGGCUUGUUGUGUAUGCUCAAUCUAUUGAGGAGUCUAAGAUGACUAGGGUGAGGAAAGAUUUAAAAAGGAGUAGGUAUGAGGAUCAAGGACAACCUAGGUUUAAGAAGAGGGCUCCAAAUCAAGAUUUAUCAAGUGCUCCUAAGGUUAACCAUGAAGGAGGUGGUGGUUCUCAAAUUGCUAAGCCUAGUUGUUCCACUUGUGGAAAGAAGCAUUUUGGGAAGUGUCUAUCCGGCACUAGUGGUUGCUAUGGUUGUGGGAAAAAUGAUCACAAGGUGAGAGAUUGUCCUAAUAAUGUGUCUAAAGGAAGGAAUGCUAGGGAAGCUCCUUAUAGUGGUCCUAAUGUUGAUGGUCAAGCAAGGAAUCGUUUCUAUGCUCUCCGAGCUAACAAGGAAGUAAAUCCGGAUGAAGGUGCCGGUAAGUCAUAA
This is a messenger RNA of Solanum verrucosum, 453 nucleotides long. RefSeq lists its product as uncharacterized. The record is from RefSeq and is a predicted model, not a curated record. NCBI's taxonomy places the organism in Eukaryota, Viridiplantae, Streptophyta, Magnoliopsida, Solanales, Solanaceae. Gene Ontology annotation, molecular function: zinc ion binding; nucleic acid binding. The transcript has a single exon. Bases 1 to 453 code for a protein of 150 amino acids.